AUGACGGAUCUCUCUCUUUAUUCUUCACAAUUUAAAAUGCGUAUGUUUGCUAAUUGGGAGUCUGAUCGGUCAAAUUCAAGUACUGUUCAAAGAGUAUUUCUUUUAUCUAUUAAUCGUUUAACUUUAAACUCAAUAUCAGAUGAUCUUGCCAAUACCUUAGUAAUUACUUUUAAAUUACGUAGUGGAAAAAGAUCAUUAAGAACAAAUGACAUUAAUAUUCCAUUAUCACAAAAUGACAAGAUAACUGUUGAUCUUGAUUUAUCUAUUACCAUACAAUAUCCUCAUUUUUUAAAAAAAGCUAAUACAUUACUUAUAUUAAUACAGAGGAGAAAAAAGUAUGGUAAAAGAAAAAUUCCUGGAUUUAAAAAUAUAGCUGUUGGAAGGUUAAAUUUAACGGAUAUCUUACAACAUGGUAGUUUAAAAGAAAUAACAUUAUGGUUAAUGAAUGAUUAUAAUAAAAGUGAAAAUUUAAAUAAUGAAUAUUUAACUCCAUUUGGUGUACUUAAUGUAACCAAUUGUUCCAGUCAAGCAGCACCAUCAGAAUUUAUUGAAAAAUCAAAAAAUGAUGAAUUAGGAACAUUAAGUGAGGAGGAUGAUGAUCAAGAUUCUUCACAGGAAGAUAAUAAUAUAAGAGAUGAUUAUAUUAGAAAUAACCUUUAUCAUAAUAUUCAUUCCAGGAGAAAUAAACAUUCCAGGCAGAAUCCUUCAACAAAAAAGAUAAAUCAAAAAAAUCUUAAACAAAAAUUUGUUAAUUUAAUGAAAAAACUUAAGAAUACUGAUGUUGAUGAACCUGAAAAAGAAGGAAGUAUUGUUAUGGCAAGAACAGCACAAGAAUUAGAGGAAUGGUUUGAAGAAUUAGAAAAUUUAUCUGAUUCAGGUCCAGAAUUUGAUAAUGAUCGAGUUAGUAUAAUAUCAAAUCCACGUCCAGGAUUAAGACCAUUUUUUGGUAGUACAUCAAAUGUUGAUAUUUAUCCAGUUCUAGAAAAAUAUCAAAAUAAUUUGUCAGAGGAGAGUGUUGAGACUGAUGAACCAGAAACAUCAUCUGAUCAUGAAAUAGGAAAUGAAUCAUAUACAGAAUCAUUAUUUAAACGUGAUUCUGAUAUUCAUAAAAAAGAAUCAAUAACAAAGGAUAAUUCUAACUAUAAUACUAAUAAACAACAUAUCCAUGCACUUUCUUUAGACAUGACUGAUAAAAUAAAUACGGAAAAAAUUUUACGUUCAUCAACAUUACAUUCAUUGGGUGAUCAAAAAAAAUGUUCAACUCAAAACAUAUCUCAAACAUUUGAUUCGAUCUCAUUUGUACAUGCACAAUCUUGCCAACCAUCUACUCCAAAUAAAAAAAUUGAAAGUGAACUUUCAUUUACUGAAUUAUUAUCUAAAACUUUAAAACUUGAUGAUACAUCUUUAGUAAGCUUAAAAAAUGUAUGGAUAAUAUGUACACAAGAUAUGCCAUCAUUAAAAUGUCUAUAUAAUCUUUCCUCUGAAAUUAAAAUACUUGAUUGUUUUUCUUUAAUUGAUACAAAAGCUGCUAUACAUGGUAUAAUUUCAAAAAUUCAAAAAUUUUGUAAUACAAAUUCAUGUGAACCAGAUGAGACAUUAAUUGGUGUCUGUGGAAGUGAUAAACAUAUUUCAAAUAUUGUUCGAGCAUACAUUGAUUCAAUGCAAAAUAAGACAUCAAAUAAUUGGACAAAUUAUUUAAGAUUUGUCGUUAUCUCACCAUCAUACUCAACUGUUGGUCGAUUGUUAAGACCACUAAAUUCUGACUUUUCAAAUUUAAUUGAAAAUUUUUGGAUUAGUUUAUCUUGUAACAAACUUACAGAUGUUGAAGAAUUAAUGAGUAUUUUGUUAAAUUUAAACAAUGUAUUAAAAACUAGUCAUGAUUCUCCAAAUAGUUCUUCAGGUGAAGGUUUAUGUUUUAAACGUUUAAAUUUACCAUUAGGUGAGGUUAUGCUUCAAUCAUCUACAAAUGAACAAGUAUCAGUUUCAAGGCAAUUAUUUAUUCCAUUUAUUUUACAAGUUACUGUUGGUGAUAUAGAUAAUAUUUUAACAUUAAAUAAAACUAAUUCAAUGGAUAAUGGUGAUAAACUAAUACCAAAUAAUAAUACACAUUGUAAUGUUAAUAAUUUAUCAAGAAAUACCUAUUCCCCACCACAUUCACCAUCAUCAAUAAAAGGUGAUACUAAAGAAUUACAGAUUGACUAUUGGACAGUAGCACCAUCAGCAGCUAGGGAAGCUCAGGCAUCUAGUGAUAAUUAUGCUUUUGAUAGAAAUAUUCAACCAAGGAAAGAUUUUUUUUUAAAUAGUGAAAAAACUACAUUAAAAACAAACUUUAAAUAUCUUUGCAUUUAUAGAGAUUUACUUUCUCAAUUCUUAAAUUUUCAAUUUGUAAAAGAAAAGAAAAAAGAUAAUGUUUUACAAAAAUUUGCUAGAAAAAAAGGUGGUAAAAAUGAUUUAACCUCUUAUCAAAACUUUAUCACUUCAAGUAUUACAAGAUUAAUUUGUCAUGCUAAACAUUCAAAUUUUGAAGUAACUAUUGAUGGUAAUGUCUAUACUUCAAUUCGUUUUUUUCAAAUAUCUUCACAAUGGCAAACUCAUGUUAAAUUUUUUCCAAUUGCUUUACCGACAAAUAAUAUUUAA
Messenger RNA from Strongyloides ratti, 2637 nucleotides. RefSeq names its product AT03104p. The record is from RefSeq and is a predicted model, not a curated record. Lineage: Eukaryota; Metazoa; Nematoda; Chromadorea; Rhabditida; Strongyloididae. Gene Ontology annotation, biological process: protein localization to plasma membrane. The transcript has 4 exons. The coding region runs from base 1 to 2637 and encodes 878 amino acids.